This is a messenger RNA of Bombus pyrosoma, 5728 nucleotides long. RefSeq names its product DENN domain-containing protein Crag (gene Crag). Gene Ontology annotation, biological process: regulation of Rab protein signal transduction. The record is from RefSeq and is a predicted model, not a curated record. Bases 712 to 5463 code for a protein of 1583 amino acids. Gene Ontology annotation, cellular component: cytoplasmic vesicle. The transcript has 20 exons. Gene Ontology annotation, molecular function: protein binding. NCBI's taxonomy places the organism in Eukaryota, Metazoa, Arthropoda, Insecta, Hymenoptera, Apidae.
AAAUAUCUUCUCUUUUAUAAUUUUCAAUUGAAUAAUUUGUUGAUGCGUAUUUAAAAAUAACAAAGUGAAAACAUAAUAUAGAAAAAUUUUAGUUCUUAAUACAAAAUUUGCGUCACAUUUCAAUAACGUCACUCGUGAUUAGAGUAAACGCGUAUAAGAUAUGUAGUUGGUAUGACACAUAGCCUAGAAAUAUUUAACUUUCAAAACGACUUGUGCAAAACGUUUUGUUGUGAUUAUUAUGUAAAAUAUUUGUGAAAACUUACAAACAUUACAACUAGUACUAUUUUAAUUUUUGUGAUUUAAUAUUUACUUCCUAAAUUUUCCUAUCAACUUUAGAAAAACAUGAUCAUUUAUUUCAUAACUUUUUGCAUUUACACGAAAACUCAUGUACAAUUUAAAUCAGCAUGUGUGUAAUUCUGGAUUUCCAGAAAAUACGUUUUUAGCAGGAUAAUUGUGAAAAUUGUAAAUAUACGAACAAAUAUAUACUUAUUUUCCUCAAAAUUUAAGUUUAAUGUUUGUAUUAAGUGAUAACCUUGGGAAGUUUGAGACAAAGAUAUAGUUGAAAAAAAACUGAAUGAUUGGAAUAAAUAUACUCUACAGGAGGAUGUUUCUAAAAAAUAAUGAUUAUUGUUCAAAUGCAAUUGUUUUUACUAAUCAUUAAUAAGAACAAUAUUUAAGAUACAUGAGGAAAGAUAAAAAAGGAUUUUUUCAAUGCCAUGUGAAGAUCAGUUUUGUUAUUUAAAGUUGAUAAUCAUGGACGAAAGGAGGGUAGCAGACUACUUUGUUAUUGCUGGUUUAUCAGGGCAAGACAAUGAUUUUGAUAAUGAUAAUGAAAAUGACCAGUUAGAAGAUUGGUAUCAAGAAGGAACACAUGUAAAAGACACAAAUAUGAAACCUCCUAUUACUGAUCUUGCUAUUAUAUUUCCGGCAUUGGGUGAAAAAUGUCCAGAAGGGUAUGUUUUGUUAGAACAUACUGUUUCAGGGUUACCUGCAGACUUAAAUCAUGGAAGUUUAAGAACAAAUGAAUGUUACUUAUGUUAUCGACGAGGGCGUGAUAAACCACCAUUAGUUGAUAUAGGUGUAAUAUAUGAUGGUAAAGAACGUAUAAUGCAAGAUGCUGAAAUGAUAUUAGAAACUCCAAAAGGACAUUUAGCUAAUGUGAAUAAUUCAGCUGCAAGAAUAUUUGUGACAUAUAGACGAGCAACUCGUAAAAUGCCAUGCAACUCAUUAGUCGUGACUGAUAUUUGUGUAAUAUUAACAAAUAAAGGAGAAACUCCCCCACAUGCAUUCUGUGUUAUCAAUAAAAAUUUGAACAAAGGCAUGUUGGGUAGUGAUGUAUUUCUGUGUUAUAAGAAAUCUAUGAAUCGGGCAAAUUUGAUAUCUUUUAAACCUACAAUACUGUAUAAAUAUCCAAUAGUUGAUUACAGCAGUUUUAUUUUUCCAAAUUCUGUGGCAAUGUUUUGUUUGCCAAUGGGAGCAACAAUAGAAUGCUGGCCCAAAGUAGCAUGUAAACCUAAGCCAGUGUUUUCUACAUUUGUUUUGACAGUUGCUGAUGCAGCUCAAAAGAUAUAUGGAUCAGCAAUAACAUUUUAUGAAGAACUCGAAUUAGAAAUGGAUAAACCAAAUUUUAAGGAAAACCAACAACCAACGGAUGUACUCAUGGAGAAUAUGAAGAAUUCUGUUGAACACGCAGAAAUUGUUGACUACCAACAGUUAAAAAUGAAAACGCAGAAGCAAUCUGGAAUAUUUAAAAAGCUCACACUAGCUCAGUUAGAAAAAUUACAGUAUACAAAUCCUGCAACGCAAUCUUUGAACAUUAGUAAAUCUAUAUGCAUCUUAUCACAUUGGCCGUUUUUUGACACAUUUGAGAAAUUUUUAGUUUUCUUACAUAGCAUGUGCAAUAGCAAACCGCAACAAGUUCCUAUUGAGAAAUAUAUAGCAUAUUUUUUGUAUGAUAUACCAUUUCCAAGUCCACAGAGACCGAGAAUUCUUGUGCAGUUAAGUACUAAGGACAGAUUAAUUUUGACUCAACCAGAAGAUUUGGCGCUUCCUAGGUCUGGUGCCAGUUUUCGACAGUUACUCAUAAAUUUAGGACCCGAUAAUUGUUUACUUAUAUUAUUGUUAAUCCUUACUGAACAAAAGAUACUUGUACAUUCGUUACGUCCUGAUGUACUUACAUCGGUGAGCGAAGCAAUCGCUAUGAUACUAUUUCCAUUUAAAUGGCAGUGCCCGUACAUACCUUUGUGUCCUCUUGGAUUGGCUGAAGUCCUGCAUGCUCCACUGCCGUUUUUAAUAGGAGUGGAUUCCAGAUUUUUUGAUUUAUAUGACCCUCCUUCUGAUGUUAAUUGUGUAAAUUUGGACACGAAUAAUAUAGCAAUUUGUGAUGAUAAAAAAUAUUUAAAUGUAAAACUAUUACCAAAGAAAGCAGCUAGACAGCUUAGAAAUUGUUUAGAGCAUCUUUAUUCGAAGUUGAUUUCUUUGGGCAAAAGUUAUUCAUCAAUGAAAGACACAGAAGAUGAAGAAUUUAGUGUGGAUAAAGAAUUUCAGCAGAAGCGAAAAGAGCAGGCUCUGGAGCUCGAAAUACAAGACGCUUUUCUAAGAUUUACCGCUACUAUACUCAAAGGUUAUCGUGCUUUUUUACUACCAAUUACCAAAGCGCCAACAGUUGGUUCCACAGACCCAACUAGUUUGUUCAAUAUACAAGCGUUUCUUAGAAGUCGGGACAAGGCUCAUGCGAAAUUUUAUAGUAUGUUAGUGAAAACGCAAAUGUUUAUAAGAUUUAUAGAAGAAAGGAGUUUUGUAUCUGAUAUGGACAUGGCGGGUUUAGCAUUUUUUGACGAAUGUACCGAACGCAUCGAAGAAGAAAAUGUGCCUCUUUUGGAACUGGAUGAAUCUCAGCAUAGCGAACGGACAGUAUUUAUACCUCCGCCUGAAGCUGGCCCAAAUCAAUCGCCGAUAGUAUAUCGUACAUUUAAACUAAAUCCUGAUUUAAUAAGACCACAAAAGAAUUUCAACAUAGGAAAUCCGAAUUUAAGUGCCUUCGGAAUAGUACCAGGAAGUCCUAUGGCACGUAGAACCAAGCAUGAAAUUAAAGUAGCACAAAGAAUGGCGCGCAAACAAGCAGCGAUGCCAGAUAGAUGGGGUAGAUGUCUACUUGGAACUUGUUACAGCCUUUGGUUUUUGCAUUUACCGGCUAUGCUACAGGUCUCGAAUCAACCGGCUACUAUCUUACAUCAAGCUUAUGAUUUAUUAGUCAAAAUGCCGAAAUUACAUCUUGACCCUAUCGAAGAAGUUUGCUAUAGAGCUAUGAUGCAACUUUGUGGCGUUUAUGGACAGCCUGUGCUAGCUGUAAAAUUAUUAUUUCAUAUGAAACGCAGUGGAGUUCAGCCAAAUGCACUCACUUAUGGAUUUUAUAACAAGGCUGUACUCGAAGCAACUUGGCCAUCUGAUAUGACAAACUCCAGUCAAUUGAUGUGGAAUAAAUUAAGAAACGCUAUAGUUGGAGCUGCUUUGUUUAAGAGAGCUGGUAAAAGAAGCGCUAGAAGAAGGUUGAGUUCCAAUGCAGAAUUAUUAUCUGUCGAUGGCAAAACUGCAAGUAUGGAACAUGCAUUUUCUAGAUCUAGUCUUGACAGUUCUCAUUCUCAAGACACAGAAGCUGCCCACAGUGAUUCUACUAAAGGGAGCUCUGUCCCAGAUCUGCCAGAAUAUGGACCUUUUGAAAUAAAAAAGCUUCCCCGGCAAAAUAGUAUUGUUAAAGAUUCAGUAGCAUUAAGUGUUAUGCCAACAGAGGAAUUGGAUAAUAUGUCGUUGAGUCAAAGAAUAAUUCGAAAUUUGGAAUCACCAUUGAAAAGUCCUAUUCGGACACCAGUCACAGAAAAUGACCCAUUAGGUGCUUUGAUUAAUGACGAAACUCCGAUUGUCUCACCUUCCGAGGAGAAUGAUUCAAAUUGUUCCACAAGUACUUUAACUGUUUUUAACAACACCGAAGAACGCCCAGGAGGACCUCUUUUAUUUCGAAGUAAUAUUUUGCCUCGUAGUGCAACAUUUCAUCAAACGGUAGAUGAAACUGGUGUCGUGAUAGGUGGACAUUUGCAGAGGAGUGAAACAAUGCCACAUUCUGUUGCACAGCAAAGUGAGCAAGAUAAGGAAAGAGAACGGCUAGAAAUAAGCAGUCUUUGGUCUCAAAAGGACAGCGUUACUUCCAGUCUUUCAAGUUUAGGCUCCAGUUUGAAGUUGAGUUUUGGUCCUACUAGUUUGACAGGAAAGAAAUCUAAUGAAAUAAUACUCGGUGGUUUAAAUAGUCUAAAAUCUGCUGCUACAACAGUGGUAAAAAAGUUUGAUGAGAUCAAGGAAGCUAUAUCUGCGACAAGUACCCCUGUGAAAAUAAAGGAGCGCGAGAUAAGUAAAAUACUACAUGGAGCAUCACACGAGUCGUUGGACUCGAUGACGGAUGGUUCUUUACAAGACAGAAACGAGCCUCUUAAAGUAUCUGGAGACGGAACUCUAGAUCCUUAUACGUUAUACGAUUUGACUGAAUGUUUAUAUCCAAAAGGAUCGAGAGAAUUAGAUGAACGGAUUGCUAUUGAGCUUGUACUCUCUAGUGCGAGUAGAUGCCAUCAUUGCGCCUCUAUCCUUUACGACGAAGAAAUAAUGGCCGGUUGGCAACCAGAAGAUUCAAAUUUAAAUACAGUUUGUCAGUACUGUGAUAAAGCAACAGUACCUCUACUUACUAUCACAAUAUUAGAUUAUAGAUGCGAGGAAAAUGAAAAGAAGAGUGACCCUCUAAUGGGAGCUUUGGUUGAAUUAUUAGAUAAACCGAAAGAAUUAUUAGAACCUAUUACGGUGCCAUACUUGAAUCCUCUAGUUUUAAGGAAAGAACUAGAAAGUGUUUUAAGUCAAGAAGGUGACGCGUGUCUUACUAAACAUAAAUUUAUCGAGGAACAUCCAAUCGUAUACUGGAAUCUUAUAUGGUAUUUCGAAAGAAUUAAUUUAAUGAGUCACCUUCCUGAUCUGUGGCUAGGCAACGAUAAGAAAAAGGAACAGAUAAAUUACAGUGCUGUAGGUGUCAAAACUAUGUGGGAUAAUGAAAGGCUUCACAUGGAUCGCUUGCCUAUGUAUCUUCAAUGGAAACUGAACAUCGCAGAUGACAAAACAUUAAUGCAGUCAGUGAUCACGAAUGUUCGUCGGAAUGAUCUAGCGGAACCUAUAAAAAGAGUGGCCUUAGAAAGAAAUAAAAAUCAAUCAACUAAUCAACCGCUAUUUUCUAUAUAUCGAGAUAUUUUGUUUCUGGCAUUUACAGUUUUGGGGAGAGGGAAUAUUGACCAAGGUGUUUUCGAUAGAGAAUACACACUAUCUUUGGAAAGAUUAACAGAAAAAGAAGAGAAGCUGUUGUGUAAAAUUGAUGCUCCGCCCUCGAUGAUGUCAGUAUUUUGCAGACAUUACUUUAAGCAACUAAGUGUGUAAAGUUAAAAUUAUCGGUAUCGAGAAAGAUGGUGUAACAUAUUGUAAGAAUGAAUAGUACAUUCAUGAGAGGUGUUACAGAUUUAUCUGUGAUGCCUGAUUUUUGGUGUAGAACAAAACACGUAAGAUGUCAAAAUUGAUAGUAAAUUAUACAUUUUAGAUAAGUAUUUAUGAUUAUUAAUUUCGAACAAAAAUUGGUGAUUAGUAUUAUUUUAAAAAUUUUGCACUUUUUUUCACGAUAAAAAGAUAAAAGAAUAAAAUUUAUCUG